This is a messenger RNA of Bacidia gigantensis, 1200 nucleotides long. RefSeq lists its product as uncharacterized. The transcript has a single exon. Lineage: Eukaryota; Fungi; Ascomycota; Lecanoromycetes; Lecanorales; Ramalinaceae. The coding region runs from base 1 to 1200 and encodes 399 amino acids. The record is from RefSeq and is a predicted model, not a curated record.
AUGGAGUGGCCCGAGUAUCAGGUCGACAAUCCUGUCUACCUCCAAGCCGUACGACCUGGACGUGGUCGUCCCCGCCUCAACUCGGAACACCCUAGUCGCCAACCAUUCUAUGUCCAAGACCAGCAUGGCAUGCUUGUUCCUGCGGCCCCGGCAGGUGCCCAACCUGUAUAUCGCUCUGCCUCCACAAGUCAUCAUCGCCCAGCUUCAGUAGUCAUACAUAACAAAACCUACGGCGAUCACUCACCUGUCCGCGGGCGGCGUGGUUCUCAUGGCCAAGAGUACGAGUACGACGAGUAUAGCGACUACAGCGAGAAUACCCAUUCCCAUAGCCAUAGCCCACGGAGACACCGAUCGCACAGUCAUCACCACCACUAUGAAAGCCGGAGCCCAAGUCCUCGCUAUGUUGACCCCAAACUCGAAGAGCGUAUGAAGAGGUUGGAGGUGCUAGAGAAAGCAGAGGAAGAGAAAGCCCAACGAAAGGCGAUUGAAGAUGCGAAGAAGAUUGAAGAUAUAGAGAAGAAGGAGAAGGAGAAGAAGGCCCGCGAGAGGUAUCAGGAGGAGCAAAUGAUCGAGGCCGAGAAGAAGCGACAGAAAGAAGUGGACGACAAGAAGCGCAGAGAGGAAUAUAUCAAAGAAUACAAUCGUGAGCAAGACGAGAAGAAAAAGAAGGAGGAAAAGAAAAAGAAAGAAGACGAAGAGCAGUGGCGCGAGAUGACGAUAUCAAAAUUUAGGGCAGCAGGAUAUACUGAAGAGAGUAUCGAGAAGAUGAUCACGAAGGCCGACAAGAAAAAGGACAAGGAAAAAAGCGCCCACAAAGACAGCGGGAAGCAAUUGAUGCGCCCAACAUAUAUCAAGGUCAAUAGGAAAUAUAUGAGUACGGAAACUUUGGAUGAAUAUGAAUUACCAUGGGAGUGGGCAGAGGUGAGUCGCGAUCUGAUGAUACACUUACCCACGCAGAAAGCUGAUAUACAUGAUCUGCAGGACAUGGAAUAUAUCAUCAUCAAACGUUGGAUCAACGAGCAUGAUCAAGAGCAACUGUUCAAGCACACUGCCAAGUUGCGUGACAAACACCGGAGAAAGAAGAUCGAGGAUACGGCCGUCGAGCUGAGGAAGGAGAACGGCAAGCUGCAAUUGGUCGAGAAAAGAAAUCAUUCCAAGGGCAGAUCCAGGUCGAGGUCGAGGACGUGGCUUUUCACUUGA